Molecule: messenger RNA, 5910 nt
Organism: Xyrichtys novacula (pearly razorfish)
Lineage: Eukaryota; Metazoa; Chordata; Actinopteri; Labriformes; Labridae
Source: the annotation of a GenBank genome assembly
GCCUCCAAUGCGGUCCGGCUAAAACAAGAGAUGUGAAUCGCGGUGGAUAAUAUCCGUGGAAAUAUUAAUAUAAUAUUUUUAUUCACCGGCUUCCUUUUGUCACGAUAACUUUGCAUUUUUAUUUGUAUUUGAUGAAACCAAAAUGAAAAGGCUUUUAAAAUGGAAUUUCCUUGUUGGUUAGAAAAAAUGCUCACUUUACGAGGAUCAGGCUGAGCAUUUAUAUCAGUCUGUUUAAAGAAGCGAGCUGAUUCCAGUGUUUAAACGAAGAAUUACAGCGACAAACUUCAUCCAGACAGACAUGUGGGAGUGAUGAGGAUAAAACAACGACCCUCACCCUCCUAUCUGUGAACGUGUCCAGCUGUCUCUUCUGUGUCGGUAUGUCCAUCAUCCUCUCGGCAGCUUGUCUCCUCCAGAGUCAACUCAUGUUCAGUCAAUGCAGUCAACGCUAGCUAACACAAGAGCCAAACAAGCAGCUAAUGUUAGCUUUAUUGCAGAUUUUCGGCCAAACUAUAUGAGUAAAUGUUCUGCUUGUCGCUGGUUUACUGCAUAUGUCUCCUCUCCUAACGGGAGGAUUUAACGGAUUAAAUCAUGGGGCUUUAUUUUGCGUCUCUGCUUCUCCUUAUACCUCUUCAUCUUAAACCUAGCUGGUAAAUAUCACCUCAUGUCAAAAUUAUGUCAUAUUUAUCUUACUGUGAGCAUGUGUUAGUGCAACUUUAACUGAGUGUUGUAUUUAGAAGGGGAGAGUGGGGUAAGAUGAGCCUUUUUUCAUAUUUAGGAUCACUAUAUCAAGGCAAUCAUAGUUUUGUCUCUAACUAGUGAAUCUCCAUAUAUUUCAAGAUGUUGUGCAUCCCUGCAAACCAACAGAAUGAGUGUAAACAUGACUGUCUUGAUAAUAUAGCAUGCCAAAAAAAGCGGUCUCCUAUGGUCAACUUACCCCGUGUAUGGGGUAAGUUGACCAUAGGAGUGGGGUAAGUUGAGCCGUAUCCCUACUACCCCCCACUCUCCACUCCAGCCCUCCCUCACCUUCUCUCUCCCUAAAUAACAGUCACUUCUUCACAUUCAUGUGUAUUUUUAUCUAUUAUACACUAUUCAACUGGUACAAUAAUUAUUUUUAUUAUCAUUGCAUAUAACUGAUAAAAAGCUGUUUUGUAAAAAGCCAUUUUAACAUGAGAAUGUCUUGAAGUGAUUCAGAACAUUCACAGCUGUAUUUUUGAAAAGAAAAAGUAACACAUUUCAACAAUCUGAACUGAAACUCUGAUCCUCUCAUCAGACUUCUUUACUUUCUCAGUUAAGCCACUGACUCAACUUACCCCAGAACUACUAUUAUGACUUUAUUAGUGCUCUAAGCUAAAAUGGAGGACUUUUAUGUUAGGUUUUUAACCUCAUGUUGUAGCUCAUAGAUACCACAAUUAAUGUAUAAAACAAAUUUAAAAUGAUCUUUUUUGGUUUGAACACAAUUCUAAUAAAACUUAUGACAGACUAAAUUCACUUUCAAGAGUGAAAUUUUUUUUUUUUUUUUUUAAAUAAAUCUCUAACCCCUUCACUCAUGUGCUUCUAACCUUCACAGACUCCAUGAAUUGAUGUCCCUCUCCUAAAUAUUUGGUCACGUGAUCAAUUUCUUCUGCCAUUUCCAAGUAACAGGAAAUGUUGUUGCUGUUGUUUUAAUGUUGCAGCUGUCCCCUGUCUCUCUCUCUCUCACCCUCGUUCUCUACUCUCUCUUCCUCCCUCUCCCUUACCUAUUCUCUCUCCUUCCCUUUAUCUUGUUCUCUCUCUCUCCCCCUAUCUCUCUGUAUUCCUCCCCAACCCAGUAGCGGCCUGGUGGCUCUCUAGCAUGAGUCUGGUCCUGCUCAAGGUUUCUGCCUGUUAAAAGGAAGUUUUCCCUUGCUACUGUCACUCAUGUUAGAUGAGAUGGUCCAAAUCUGUCCCAUCUUAGGUUGGGUCUUGAUAAUUCAUCAAACAAUGAGCGUGGUCUAGACCUGCUCUUUAUCUUUGGAAAGCGUCUCGGGAUGGUGGCUGUUGUGAAUUGGCGCUACAUAAAUAAAAUUUGUUUGAUUGAUUGAAUGAACAGGGGGUGGCUCAACUUACCCCACUCUCCCCUAUACCAAACACAAUGAAUAGGACCCAUGUGAUGUUGUCUAUGACCGUUUGCCAUCUAUUGCUUUUCCUAGAUAUUUUUCAUCAAGAAGACAUGAAUUUUUUGCGUAAUCGUCUUGUUGUUCUGGGCCUGGUGUUGUUGGCCACAUUACUACUGUACCUGCUGCUGCCGUCCAUCCGCCAGGGCAGCAUGGAGCCAUCUCUUGAUGCUCAAAGAAUGGGGUUGAUGUCCACUGCACCUGCACCACUCUCCACCAUCAACGUAUCUAUCCGCACCGGACAGCUACCUGGAGACCCUCCACUGUUCUUCAGAGAGGCCUUACCUGUGGACGGAGCUGGACGGCAGAUAUUGCCGAGGUGAGCCGAUAUGCCUGAAUUUUAUUUGGAGAUAAAGUGUUUUUGGUUUUUGUGAUUCUGAAAUCCCAAUCAGUUAUCCCAGGAGGAGAAACUCUGAAAAUUGUCAGUUGCUUGUUUUCCUUUCCUUAACCCCACCUCUUACAGUGUAAUGGUACAGAGCUUUCAUAAUCCUUGGUGGUUUGCCUGCUUGGUCUUCAGUUACUACAUACAGGACAGCCAGAGUAAUUUUGCUAGAGUGCACAGGUUGCUAUUACAAUAAUAGACAACAGAUGGCAGUAACAAAAAAAGAAAACAUACAGCUUAUAACAUAGAAGGGUCUCAGCUGUGUUAAACUCACUCCACGCCCUCUCUCCUCCCUCUCUAUGACUUACGCCACUGGGAGGAGCAGAGUUAGGGAGGGGGGAUACUUACACCGGGCUGCGCCGCUCACCAAAAUACCAAAAUGUGCUUGGGCACGCCUUGUCAGCCGGCGGAACUGACUUAUGCUGUCCGUUCCUCUGCCAUGCUGCUGUCGAGGCACGAAAAUAGAGCCCCUUAUUUCAUUUACUUGGCAAAUGUUGUUCAUCAUUCAAUUUUGGCUUUUGGUGAAUAACACAUUUUUCUGUGUUGUGACAACCUCAGAGCACAUAAAUUUUUCCACUUUACACGGACUUACGUUUUGACAACUCUAGAGGAAAAUUAGUUUUUAAAAAGACAUCUUUAAAAUCUUUUUGUGUGUGGUAGGCUGCAAGUCGUCCUUCUACAUGGCCAGGCCUUCACAUCCAAAACCUGGGAAGAACUCGGCACCAUGGCCCUUUUGGCAACUAAAGGAUAUCAGGCCAUAGCAAUGGAUCUGCCAGGUAGGCACAUGAAAAUGCUUUUUUCAUAUCUAAUUUUAUAUUUACGCAUUUAUUGUUUUGUUUUGUUUUUUCUCAAGAUGUCGGUUUUUCACCUUUCAUCACUAUCAACAGUAUUUCAAAUGUUUGUCUGUGUUCAGGGAUUUUUUCUUAUUGAUACUAUUUUUAAUGGUGUAUAUUUUUCAAGAUCCCCAGCACUAUUUCAGUUCAAUAAGAGUUUAUGUCUUUCUCUCAAGGUUAUGGAAAAUCACCAGAUUCAGAGGCGUUGAAGACAGACCAAAAUCGUGUAGACCUCCUUUCAAGGUUCAUGGAGUCCUUGGGUGUCAGGGCACCCGUGCUUUUAAGCCCCUCCAUGAGUGGACACUACUCCAUCCCCUUCCUCAUAAAGAACAACGCUCAGCUGCAUGGCUUCAUUCCCAUAGCACCAGUUGGUACCCGAAGUUACACUCCACAACAGUACCAAAGUAUUCAGGUAAGUAUCAUGGGGCUUGAAUGGGCUAUAGAUCCCUAUUUAGCUGCUGUCUAUCUUAUAUUUGGCCUGAUGUUUUGUGAUUCUCUAUGAACCCAAAGUACAGGGUUUAAUGUGUAGAUGGAUUCACAUUGACAAAAAAAACUCUGAAAAUGUCUCCGAGUUCAUGGAGUUGGCCACAUGUGUGAACAGAAUCAGCCAAAAUACACAUUGGCUUUACCCCAAAAAUACUCCUGCCAGGCCUCUGGUAAAAUCUGCACAUGGAGUCAGGGUGGGCAGAUCCAAGAACAAAGUAGGAAAAUUUCCCUGUCUAUCCAGCAGGUGGGGCUGGAGAGGUUUAUAUCUUGCCACCAGUGGAAAAACAACAUGUGAAAAAUGUGAAUUAUUGCACUGGUUCUCAGUUUCUUUGCCCUUUUCUGACUUUAAAUUGUAAACUAAAAUUUGAACUGAAUUACAGAUUCCCCAAAAGAAAAAUAAAUAACUGAAACUAAAGUUAGAAGUUGUUGUAUUUGAAAAUUAGUCAAUGCAGUGUUUUGUGGAUUUAUUAUGGUAUCUGUGCAGUAUGUACUUUUCCACAUUCCCAUCACCACUGUCAGUAUUUAUGUUUUGUGUUAUACAAGGACCAUUAACCAUGAGACAUUAAACAGUAGAUUUGCCAUAUGUGUUUCAUCAAAAGAGCCCAUAAAAAACGGUUGUUACCAUGGUAACAACAACUAAUUAGGAUCCUACAUGACUGAAUGACUCGGUGAAUCUCUACUGAGCUGUUAGCUGGUAUUUUACUCUGUAAGAAUGACCACUUUGACACUGCCUCACUGUCUUCUCCCCCCUGUGAUCUUUUCAAGACCCCCACUCUGAUUGUCUUUGGAGCCCUGGACACAAACCUUGGUGCCCAGUCCCACAAGAAUCUCAUACAGCUUCCGAAUCACUUUGUGCUUAAGUUAGAAGGAGCCCGCCACGCCUGCUACAUGGACAAACCCAGAGAGUUUCACCAAGGAUUGAUCGACUUCCUCACCAAACUGAAGUGAAAUAUUCAGCUGAGGAAAAGGAAGUUAAACGAUGGGAAGAAGAUAAAAAAACAAAAAAUAUUAGAUUAACACAUUUACUAAGUGUUGAUUUAUUUACAGCACUAAGUUUCUGUGUUGUGCUUAUAACAUCACCUGAAGCAGAGAAUUUUAGCAUGGGGGCAGGUUUUACAACAUGGAAAAUGGCAUGUCAAACUUGUUGUGAUAAUAAUACAUCACCAUUCAUGAUGUUUCCGUUAUUAAAGUGAUUUGUUUUACAGCUUCCCAUACUUUCUCCUAGAAAUAUGACACUAGCUCAGCUCUGUUUGUUUUUAAAGUAGCUUAAAAAUUGUACAGUGGGGAGUUUAGUUUCUUGUGUUUCAUGUCUGUCUUUGCAUGUUAAAACAUGGUGUUUGCUUCACUGUUGCCAUUUAUGUAGUUGACAUGUAGGUCACUGUAAAUAUGCAAAUGUAGCAGGUGUCUAUGUGAGUAGCUCUCUUUGCUUCCCAUUUGAAAAACAGAUUUUUAUAUUAAGAUCUACACCAACCAGCCAUAACAUUAUUAACAAUCGGUUAAUCUAAUGCAACACAAUACAACAAUUUUUCCACAAAUUACUAGAUUUUCAGUUUUGUCGACAUGAUUAGGUGGUACAUGUGGGAUGUUGGUGGUGUACAGAAAGAUGUUAUAUUGUAAGGUGUUUCUUUUUCUCGUUCCUGUCAUGUCUGCUAAUGAAAUGGACAAAGUAUAACAAACACCUUUCAAUAUAACACAAUCUGGUGCACCAGCAACACCCCCUACAUCUUCAGUAAUAGACUUUAAGAACUGAAUAUUUAGAAGCUUCCUGGAAGUAGAAUUUCUGGAAAAUCUGUCACAGUGGGUUGUAUCCCAUUUUUCAGAUGUUCAUAAUGUUAUAGCUGAUCUGUGAAUUUACCAUUCUAGCUUUAGAUAAAAUUCAUGCUGUCCUUAACAAGAGCAAGCAGAACUGAAAAAUGUACCACACAAACCAUGUAAAAAGAUUCAAAAACUCACAUGUAUGUAUAUAAUGGAGAUUAAAAAAAAUGUAAUAUAUUUGCAAUAAGUUUGGACAAUCAUGCAAAGAACAAACUUAAAAUAAGAUAUAUGCAUAGCUAAAAAUAAAAAAGAAGUUGUUUAA